ACCAAUUGUCACUUCACUUACUUCCAUGCAUUCGACUGCCAUGGUCUCAUUUCUAGCCUCUUCAUGUUCUCGAGAAGAAGAAGACAGUACAUUCAUUGACAGAGAUUCUACUGCAUUCACACGUCCAUGGUCUUUCUUUUCUUCCUUCAGGUUUGGCCGUGAAGUAAGUAGUCGCUGGUGAGUGCCAGUGUUCAGGCGAGGCGUUGCCUAUGUGCAUCGCCUGUCAUCUUCUGGCAAGAUUGCAACUCAAAACUCAUUUACCUUCUUCGCUCACAAUCGUCCGUUUGAUCCUUCUUUAGACAGCGCGACAUAACUCUGUCAGGAGCUACGACCGCAUAAUUGAUAUAUGCGAACUUGUUAAAGGCGUUAGUGGGCUUCCAUUAAGUGCUUUGAGCCAAAUGGAGCAUUCAUUCUGGGGUUUAGAGGCUAUGACCGCCCCACCCUUCUUCAUGGUGUCGGCAUUCAUCGAGAAGGAACCAUAUACGGAUGGCCGUCGCCCUGUUAUUUCUGUCAUGGGACUUAAGAAGUUAUUGUACGCGAAGCGCGAGAAUUCUCACAUCUGCUGUUAUGUCAUUCUCAUACAGAGAAGCAUGACUAGCCUGUGAAUGGAUACGAGUUUCGUAGUGCCGUUAAUGAUGGUCACUUGACGGUACACCCAUGUGGUCUCGUUUUUCGCUUCUCCACAUUUCAUCAGCACUGCAACAUUGCACCCGGGGCUGCAUCUCUUUGGUUUUCAGUUUAUUAGAACAUGGCCCAUGUCUUGGCUCACUCUGCUCUCCUCGCGACGCCCGAGUUCUAUGAGACCGUUCAAUGGAUAAUCGGUCGUCGACUUCCCUAUCUUCCCAGGCUGGCUUAGCCGCACAUGCGACGCAACCGGCGGGAUCGCGUUUCUCUGAAGGGGACACCAUCGUCGGAGCGACCGCUGCUGGCGUUCCCGUAGUUCGUUCUUCAGAAACGUCGGCACAACAGCCAACUUCGGCGCAAAACCGAGACGCGUCUGCACCCGUCCAACAGCAGCCCAAAGUUCCAUUCUACAAACGAAGAUGGUUCAUCAUCACUCAAAUCAUCUGUAUUCCUCUUGGAAUCACGUUGCUUUUCGUCAUCCUUUUCCCGGUAGUUACGGCCAUCGCCCAACUCGUUGUCAACAGGAGUCAACUGGAUGUUGAAGUCGCGACUAUCAGCUUUCCUCAAAACAACAGUUUUUCUUUAUCUCUUCAAGGACUCGUGACCCAUACAGGGAUUAUUCCUGCUCACAUCCAGUUCACGAAUCCCGUACAAGUCGCCUGGGUUCAGGAAAAUGGCACCGAGACUCCAAUUGGAGUGAUGACGUUGGACGCACUCUCUGCCAGCCAUAAGCGCGCGACUCUCAAUUAGACUACAACGUUCAACAUUACUGAUGAAGUCGCUUUUGGCAUCUUCGCGGCCCACAUGAUUACUGAGAGUAACUUCACUUGGAGGUUGUCGAGCGACAAUCUUCAUGUGCAAGCCGCCAAGUUUCCAGUUAGCAAAGGUAUCAAAUUCAAUAAGUUUGUCACCUUGAACGGCUUCGCUAGCUUCAACGGCAAUGUGCUAUUGGAGGAUCUUCAGCUUCCGAGCGAUAACCCCGCCGGCGGAAUUAAUUUUGUAGCUGUAACUCAAUUGACGAAUCCAAGGUAAUUUCCACU
This is a messenger RNA of Somion occarium, 1664 nucleotides long. The record is from the annotation of a GenBank genome assembly. NCBI's taxonomy places the organism in Eukaryota, Fungi, Basidiomycota, Agaricomycetes, Polyporales, Cerrenaceae.